GGAAAAGCGGUCCCCCGAAGGAUCGCACUGUCGCCAAACACUCUGAUGCUGGAUCAGCGGAAAAUUCAUCCUCAGAAUUCUACACUCGAAAGGAACAAAACUCGGUCUAAGGUUUUGUGUGUUAGCAACAUUUAGUGACAUAGUGAGUAGGGGACAGAGAGGGAAAGUGUACCAAAGAGUUGGUUCCAUUUCCAUCCCAGCGGCCCCGAACCGAAACCCAUUCGCAAUUUCACCAAGCCUAUCGAGCCGUGAAAGGAAUCGCUGCAAACGUCCAAAAUCAACAUCAUCAGCACCAUUUUCAUCCUGCAUCAUCAUUCCGUGCACCUGUGUGUAUGUGUGCGGGCGUCCCCACGCUGUCUGAACGCCCCCUUCCCCCACUCCUCCCCUUUUAAAAGGACCUUUCUUCGAAGCUCGAAGCGUCAAACCGGAAAGCACCCGAAGACCUUUCGUGUGCGUGUGCGGGUGUGUGUGUGUGUGAGUGUGGAUGCUUCAAGUAAACAGACGUGCCACGAAGGCCACGAAGAUCCGUCCCGGAAGAUUCGGAUCGUAUAAAGGAGAUGGUCCGCAGCAUAACCCUCCGCACCGUAUCACACCGCGCCCCGCCCCAAACGGUGGCAUCGCCGCACCGCUUUUGCCGUCCAUCCGUCAGUUUCUUCCUUGCCUGAUCGGCUGCUAAAAUCAGCUCGUGCGCAUCGCCUUCGCCAUCCUUUCGGUUCGGGUUUUCGGGGCCUGUGAAGCAUAUUUCAUAAAUCCAACAAGUGUGUUUUUCCCGUUUUUGUUACGCCCCCCCGGGGGGGGAAAACGACCCCGGUUUACGGGAGGUUUUGGUGGUAAAGUGUAGCAGUGUGAACCAACAACCAAACGUAAAAGUAGGAAUUACCAAAAACGGUGCUACACAGUCCGGGACGGGGGUGUGAGUUUAGUCGAGUUUUGUUUGAAGGAAGAAAACGAAACACACCACCACGUUAGUGUAUGUGUGCGUGACGAGGAUACGAUUCCUUUUUUCCUUGGGUGUUGUUUUGGUUGAUCGAUGUAUGGACGUACUGCUUUCGGUCGCGCACUCAAGACAUCAAGACGGUCCUGCGAGGGUGCAAAUGAGACGGAAAAUCUGAACAAGUGAACAACGAAAAAGGAAAUGCUUUUGAACGGUUAUUUUUGCGCCAAAAAUUCAAAUUAAACAGUAAGCAAUUGGGAGAAUACGUGAUUGUAAAACAUGGUGAUUCGAAAUUGAUAAGCAAUAUAGAUGUGUUGAAGUAGCCGAAAAAAAAGUAUCACAAAAAACGAAGCUUUUUUAACAUCACAAAACUCUGGUUUAAUUAAAUACAAUAACAAAUCGGCUGCAAUGAAAAUACAAAUGAACUAAAUGAAACCGCAUCGCUACGUUUGAAGAACGAUCGAUUUGAAAUCUGUAUUCCAUCCAAACAAAAACGAAAACAACACAGCUUAAGCCAAACCAACCAUGCCUCGCUGUUACAUCGUGAAAAAGCAACAUCCUCCGGCAAUGCCGGCGUACCGGAACCGAACGACGGUGGUAACAGCCACCGGUGGUACCGGCAACCAUCAGCAGCCACAGCACCAACAUCAAACGGCCACGAGACAGGUGCUGGUGGUCAACGGGAAAACGCUCAAGGAGCAGAGUGAACCGCACCGUCCCGGGGUGGCCCGGUCGGGCGGGCGAAGCGUUGGGUUGGGUGGUGGUAGCAGUGCCUUGGGAAAUGUUAUUGUGAAAAAUGGAAAAGAGCCAACGGGUGGCAACAAUCUCGUGCUGCUGAACAGUGUAAGUGUCAUUAGCGGUGGCCCAACCGGUACCGGUGGUACGAUGCUGGAGGGAAUCAAGCACGAGGCCGGCAAUGGUGGAAAGGCGGAAAGUGUGGGCAGUGUUAGCUUUACGCUGGCGAAUGGCACUGGUGGCGGCGGUGCCGGGAUUGUACAGCGGAAGGACGAUUCGAGUGGCCCGGUCAGUCCGACCGAGGGCUGCGUUGCGCCGAUCUAUUACACCAACAUUUCGGAAAGCAAGAGUGGUUUUACCAUACCUCUCAGCGACUUCCGGACAUUCAAAUGUGGGCCAAACAGCAACAGCAACACCAAUAUAAUCAAUGUGAAGACCAACUCCUCCCGGCAUCUGUCGGUAAGUGCUUCCUCUAGCGCCGGCAACCACCCGGACGCAAGCCCCACUGCACCGGGGCCGAUCGUAACGAUUCGUGCGGCAGCCUCCUCCGGUCACGGUGCUGGCACCACCUUCGUCACCAGCGGCCAGCAGCAAGUGCUGCUCGCAUCGAUAGGCGCAAAAUCUGGCCGUAAUAAUCCUAAUUAUGGCAUCAGCAGUAACAAUAAUGGGCCCAAUCGCCGCGAUGGCACCGGGGUCGAACUGCUGGCCAGCACAACUCCGUCACCAGCGAGCUGUUCCGCUGCGAACGGAACGACAACUGCGCCGACGACGAUGGCUACGCUAAUUUAUGCCGAAGCAACCCCCGUUGCGCCGAUUGUAGCGGCGGCCGCUGCAGCUCAAGUGUCCGAUAAGCGGCAAGAUAAAUCAUCGCUCGUUUCAUCGUACCACAAGUCCGUAACGGCGGCUACAACAACAGGUCGACAACAGCCAUCGUUGCUACUGCAGGCCCAACCCGCCAACGGUACGCAUCACCCUGCUCAGCAACAGCAUCGUCGGGAGCAACAGUCAAGUACCGCCAUUUUCCAGCCACAGCAAAUACCGGCACCACCCCCAACACAGCCCGACCCAUCCACCGGGUACGAUACCACGGCGGCCAUAUUUCGCGAUCGCAGCAUAGAAGAAACGGAAGCCGCACAUGAUUUAUUGUCACUGUCGCAGAGCUUACCGCCCCUGACAGCGCCGUGCGUCGUCACGAUCCUACAUCCUUCGGGUACUUCUGCGUCCACGGAUCCGCUGCCACUGCCGGACCCGGCCAGUCCCGUACUGCGCCCCAACAACCUAACCAAUGGAGCACAAAAUCAUCAGCACCAGCCGAAUACCGUCGGCCAGGGCGGUAUCAUCAGCAUCGUGGAGGCGGCAUCGGCAGCUAAUUACCAGUGUCCGCCCGGAUCGGGUCCAAUCUCGAUGAUAAUACCCUGCUACGAGCUAACGGCAACGAUGUCCACCUCGGCUCACAGCGAUGGUGAAAGCGCAACAACGAUAAAAACCAUCUCACCACCACCAACCGGUCCGCUGACGCCUCCGACGUCCGAACACUCGUCCGACACGGAAUGCUCCGGAAGUUCCGUUUCGCCCGGUACCUCCUCGUCGUCUUCGUCCUGCUCAUCCUCGAGCGUGUUCUCCUUCGUACACUCAAGUUCCUCGUCAAUCUCUUCCAAGUAUUCACCAUCACGCUCAUCAAACGGUACUCCCCCGGCAACGGAGAGUGUCAACUGUACGCCGUCGACCGGCCGUCGAGCGAGUCGUCGACCACAGCCAUCAACCAGCAGCUCCGUCACAUCGGUGAUUGUCAAUGGUUCAACACUUUCGGCGAACACAACGGCAUCGUCUACAGUGACUCGCAAGCACAAAUCUUCCACACCCGCUUCGGGCCAACCAGCGGCCAAAGCUCCUGUACUGUCGAGUUCCAGCGCUAAGGUUGUUGUGGCCGUACCUGGGCAGAAGAUCUCCAGCAGUAAGGCGGCUGAGCUGUACACCUAUGAUGAUCUUAUCUCUAGCGAUGGACGAUCGAAAAAUCGUAAGAAGGCUUCCAAGGAUACUGUCCAAGCUCAGGCAGCAGCAGGAACUGUGUCCACAACAAAUUCCCCCAAACCGGGACACUGUCCUCCAGCGGCUUCGAAAGCGGACGAUCAGCCCACGGCUGACUGUGACUCGGCCGGAGAGUCUCCGAGUGCUCCGAACGGUAGUUCCAAUGGAAAAGGCAAGUACAAGUGUCCCGAGUGCGGUAAGCAGUACGCCACUUCCAGUAAUCUCUCGCGCCACAAGCAAACUCAUCGAAGUUUGGACUCACAGUCGGCUAAAAAGUGUGUCACCUGUGGCAAGGCGUAUGUUUCCAUGCCGGCCCUGGCAAUGCAUCUGCUAACGCACAAGCUAUCGCACAGCUGUGGCGUCUGUGGCAAGCUAUUCUCACGACCCUGGCUUUUGCAGGGCCAUUUACGGUCACACACGGGCGAAAAACCAUAUGGUUGCGGUCACUGCGGUAAGGCGUUUGCCGAUCGAUCGAACUUGCGAGCGCACAUGCAGACACACUCCACGGACAAGAACUUCGAGUGCAACCGGUGUCACAAAACGUUCGCACUCAAGUCGUACCUCAACAAACAUCUCGAGUCGGCCUGCUACAAAGAUGACGAUCCGAACGGGAAUACAUCCGGUGGUGGAGAGAACUCUCCGAUCACGAUGAUCGGUGGACGGAAGAUCUUCCACAGCAGUCAGGAUAUCGAUCGUGAUGAGUAUGCGAUGCGAAUGGCGAGCGGUAGACAGAACUUUCACAACGAUGACAGCUGCUCUACCACCACGAUCGAUGUGGUAACGGCCGAUCCGGGAGAUGACGACGAUGAAGAAGAUAUCGAUAUCAUAACGACGUAAUGGACGUCACCGUCAAUGUUACGGACACUAUCAGCUUUGUGUGCAUGAAGUUCCUUUUCCCAAACCUUAUCUUCUGGAAAUAUUUUUUAAAUUACCCUUUUUUAUUUCACUAUUCGUCUUCUUCGAUAACAGUUCGUCUUCCAUGUUUUAUAUUUAUGUUCUUCUUUAUGUUUCAUACCCUCUCACAAAAACGUAACCUGACCCACAGGAAACAGACUCAAAACCCAAACCAUCAACCCUCCAAAUUACUGUCAUCCGUACCUCGGAUCGGAAAACUCGUACCGGAAAUAUCAGAACUCGUUUCCUCGCGCCGGGUCGUCUUCAAUUUCCCUGCUCUACGGUAUACUCUUAACGCGCAAAAAUAUCUCUCCGGCCUCGUGGCCACAGGAAAUUGACAGAAAUCUAAAAUUGCUGCUCAACACAAACUUCUCCUUCUGCGUUAGUAGCUGCGAGACAGGUGUGAAAAAUUAAACGUUUCCACGUGCUGUGGCUGGAGUUGAUUCGGUGGCAAAAAGCGGAAAUUAGUUGGAUUUUCAAAUCCGGCUCACUUGCCAACUGGUUUGGUUUUGAUACAUGGAGGAAUGGAAAUUUAAUAUCGUGUGGUACAUGAACAAGAGCCCAGGUCCAUAACCUUGAGUAAUGGAUGCCUUUCAUUUUGAUACCGGGUCUAGUACACAGAUAUCUGUUUACAUAAAUAGGUCAAGUACUUCCGUUGCGUCUUCAAUCGCUGGUACAACAAAGUUUUCCAUCUGCCUGUGAUGAUGGCUUUUUGGUCCGGUGUUACUAUAGAAUCUCCUACAAACUAAUCAACCAAACGAAAGACUCGAAAAUUUGAAUAACUUAGUUCUAAUUUACAACAAAUUGAAGAAUUUGCAUGGAAUGCCGUGAGAGAAAGGGAGAUCAUUUUCAUUUUCGUAUGGCACAGGGUACCAACAAGGAAAAAAAACCCUUUCCACCAUUCACCAUUUUACCCAAAAAGCGCACAAGAAUGACAUUCCAUUUGCGAACGAAGCGCGCUCACACUUUUCGACAACCACCGGUAAGGACCUCCGGUAAGGUGCUCCGGAACCGGGGACAGAAGCGCACAUUGAUGAAAAGUAAUUUCGAAAGAAAAUAAAUUACUUUUAAAUGAUGACUCAUUGCCGUUUGGUAGCUCCGAUACGCGGAACGCCCCCCCGAAUUCGAGGAACGCAGGACGCCGUAUAUCGCAAACCGUUGCGCACCGGAAGCGGACGCUACCGGUGCUCAAUUUGGUGGCAAAAGGUGGGUGAUUUGUCCUCCGGUAGCUCCAGCUAGAAGACGUUCAUUAAACGAGGGUUUCGGUAUUUUUCUACCAGUUUUUUUUUUUGCUUCCUUCGCUACGCGCAAUAGCUACACAAAUAUUUUGCACCGCAUCACCUAUUUGCCAACAAAACAACGAACCCCCAAGCAAGCGGCAAGUUAAGUUGAGCGGAAUGGCAAACAACUAGUUCGGUGCGUUACCCGCUAGAGGGAGGGCGUACGAUUUAUCGAAGAACGCUUCCUUUCGGGCGCACUUCCGAGAACAAAACCAAAACCGCGUACCGAAACAUCCUCACUCGUUACAAAGUAGCAAACAACGGUACGAGAGAGAAAAAAAACCGAGCUUUUCACCGGAACUAGCACCGUCUAGUCUGACGCCGCCUCGAGAACUUGCUCGUCCCAGCUUGGACGGAACGGUUGGAGCGGUGACAUUCUAAACUAGCUCGCUUCCUCCACCUCGCACACAUUCCUUCUCUCGAUGAUGGUAAUGAUGAUGAUGAUAAGGAUGAAAAUGGCGCAACAGGAUGUACCAUUCACCCAUCGUUGCGAGAAAGCAAAGUCCGCUUAGUUUUCCACGCUUCCAAGCGCCAGUGUAUUUGACAACAUUGGACGUAACGAGCGGCUGCUUCAGUAACACCAGCCAGCCAGUUUAUUAAUGGAUCCACCCAUUCGUGGCGUCCUUUGUAUGGGACCACCGUUCACGUUCCGGGAAGAUAGACGCUCCACACGGUGGAAUGAAUCCUCUCAAAUGUUUUCCAUCAAAGAAUGGUUUAGUUUGGUUUCCGUUUUUGUGACGGAGGUACCGCUUUUUUUCUUGAUGUCUCUUGCCUCCAUCAGACUCCAAAACCCCUCAAUUCGUCCCGAACUCACCCAAAAAACACGAUACGAUCCUGGCCCUAUCUAUCGAUCUUGCGACAGUCAAUUUCGUUUGAAAAAUUGCGUUAUUGGAAAUUGAUGACUUCUCGGCCGGCAAAUGACAACCGGAAUUUGUUUUCGCGCGGUAACGCGGAUUGAGGUUGCGUCAUUGUGUUUGUGCGAGUUUAUUUUUUUCGCUGUGCUAUGCGUACGAUAGUAGUCACAAGGCACAAUUCUCCAAAUGGUGACGAUUUGAAAAGGUGACAAUUUUCUGUAAGUAAUCAGCAGAUUGAAGCUACUUAAUCAAGUGCUGAUGCUUAUAUUUCCUUCUAGAAAAGACAGAAUAAAAAGUUCCUUGUAAUAGGAAAUAAACAAUAUUUCCGUUGAAAUCUUUCUGAAACAGUUCUGAAACCACAAAAAUGUGCGACCAAUUUUUAACGAUGGUCAAAUCAUCACCCAGCAAAAGCAUAAAAAUUCAUAACAUGUAGACAACGGGUCGGGAAACGUGUGACCUAAAAAACAACCCACAUUGGACCACGCUGAAGUUCCCGCCUCGUAAUGACACUUUCCAUCAAUCUUCACUACUUUACGUCAAACAUUUGGUACGGAGUGGUUCGAACAAAAAAAAAAAUCACAACCUUCAAAACAGAGCGAGAUGAAAGAUGUCACACCAUUUUCGAAACCGAUCAAAAUACACUCCAGGACGCCAAUAUCUAACGCUCCGAUCGUGUUGCUCAUGGUACAUGGUCUAGCAUGCGAAACGAUCGCCGAGGUUAAAGGUUUGCUCUACCCGUAACAAAAAAAAUCACCCACAGCUCACUCAAAACGCUAUCAUUUCCACUCGCUUCCGGUGUAUCCACGGCUUCCAGCCUACGGAACAGUAACUAUCUGGUCCGUACCAUCGUCAAACCUUCCAGCGGUAAAAUCAUUAUCAAUCUUCAUUACCAACGAACGGGAACCCUUAGGUACUCGUCAUUUCAAAACACUUUUCAUUUUUGUUUCGCUUUUUUAAAACCCCUUUCCAGAGCAGUAAAAGCAAAAGCAAAAAAACACAUCUUCCCUAAACAAACAUCAAACUGAUUUUAAUAAACCUUCUUCAUCGGCGUCAUUUUCCCGCGCGAAGUACAAAUCACGUGGAGCAAUCACGCUAAGGCACACGUCAAAACUGACCACAUGCAAAAUGGAAGGCAUACAAAAAAACGAGAGGAAAAAAUUGUGUUUUGCUAUCGCAAAUGUCAAUUAUUUUAUAGAAAGUAUUCCACCUUCUUUUUUAAAUACCCAUCCCCUAAUCACACAACCAAACACAUCGGUUGAUAAAGCGAUAGCGAACUUUUUGCGUAGCAAAAAAAACUGAUAAAGUGAACAAACAACAAAACCAAACGAGAAAAAUACUAAUAACGAACCGAAAUGUCAAAAUGACAGAUCGCAAAUCGGAAACCAGAACGGUAGCUAAAUGGAACCAGCAUGGCGGCAUUGUGAAAAUUGUGCAAAACGGUGAUUCGAUUUCCGUGCAAUAUAGUGUAAUGAUAAGUUCAUGCAGACAGGGCAAAAUGGGUACAGGACCUUGGCCAAACAAAAAAAAAACACUCACAACAAAAUUUGAAUGAAAAGCAAUACCCAGCCACAUACCGCUGUGGCUGAAACAAAAAAAGGUUGUUAAAUUUGAAACAAAAACGAAAGGAAAUACAAAAACAAACUAUCUAUUAUCAAUUUCUGACAUCAAUUGGAGUCCCCGCGAGGGCGGGAGGGAGAGCCUGGUGGAGGCUAAAGGCAAAGACAGAAAACUCAUUCUUCCAUAAAGUAGCGUUUGCUGAACUUUUCUACUAGAGAGAGAGAUACAGAGAGCGAGAGCGAAAACGUUAAAAAGAAAUACUUAUACUAUAGAUUUAUUUAGCGUAUUUAGAACGUAGGAAAAACAAACUAAACAAAUUACUGCACUAGGCUGUAUCUACGAUUCGAACAAAAAAAGGAGUUUGCUUUACGUUUUUUGAGAUAAAAAAAAAUUACACCGCUUCAACGGUAACCGCCCGUUAGAUUGUUAUUCGCAAUUAGCGUUUCGCUUCGGUUUAGCAAAAUUAAAUUAAAAAACUCUUUUCCCUACUAUUGCAGCUCUUCUUCAUAAAUAGCAGAACAAAAAAACGGACGAUAGAUGGUAGUAUCGAGCGUGUGCAAUACAAUUCGUAAUGAGUAGCAAUUGUAAGCAGCCACGUUUAAGGAUUAAGAUAAUAAGUAACAGUAACGCAAAACAUGCAAAACAACCAGAGUGAUCAAAACGAUAUGAGAGAAAAUUCUGCAAACGAUAUACAGAUGCGAAAUUAUAUAUACACUUAUUUUAAGUAAGCAAUAUAUGAUAUAAGCGAAAUAAGCGUAAGCGUAACAGCAGAAGUUAAGUACUCCUAAAUAGUAAAAAAAAACAAAGCAGUACCGCAUAGCGUACCGAAAUUUGAAAGCAAUCUAUAAAACAUGAAAGUGGUAUAAACAAACACUCAACUUACACAUACAAUGAUUGAAAUGUAUAAGCAAUACCUAAUGAAAACCAAUCAAGCAACGAAAACAAAACAACUGAAUAAUGCAGCGUUAAUGAGUCCAUUACUGCUGCAAAACUGUACAGCAGCAGCACAGUGACUGUACAAACACCUGCACGUGUACCCCUGGACCAUCCAAAUCAAAACGAAACCGAGAACGGCAGUGUGUAAGAAACCCCCAAAAUCCCAACCCUCUCGCAAAAUGAGUCCUACAAACACCAAUGCAAUGGCGCCGUUGGGGAUGGGAAUGUUUUAAACACGAAACAAUGCUAAAACAAACAAAAGAAACAAACAAAAAAAACGGCACUAGAUUUGCCUGCACAUUGUGCACAAUUUCGCUUUAAUGCUAGAGAAAAUGCAAGUGAAGCAUGAAACGGUAACGCUUUGCGGAAUUAGGCGAAAGCAGUGAUUUUGUGAGUGCUAGUCCGUAGUAUUUAAGCUGUAGAUAAUUUUCAUCACAAUAAGUAGUCGUACUUACAGCUUAACACAGCUGAACAUGAAUAAGCAAUAGCAUCACGAUCGUCGGGGGCGCCGAUGCGUCGUGAAACGUGAGGUAGCUCGUAUUGGUUUUGUGAUGUAUGCAAUGUGAGUCAAUGGGAGGAAAAAUAGUACGAGAAAACCCAUCAUUUGGAUGAUAUAUUUGAGUAUGUGUAUGUAUAAUGGUUUUGAAUGUUCGACAAAGAUUUGACAGUUUAUACAAUUGUGCUUCGGUGAUCGUACAAUUGGUGAGUGUUAUGCAUUAAUUCGUUUCAAUAGUCUACUAGUUACAAAUUUAGUACAUCGUCUCCUUGACAGCUAACCUGUCAAUUGGAUUUAAAUUUCGUACGCCUGAAACUAUGCAAUAACUUGUUAAUCUCUCCAUUUAAAAACGAAAGUAAACAUUUUGAUUGCAUAAUUUUAGGCGCCAUUAACCCAAAACUCAAUUGAUUAAAACUAUGAUCAUACAAUUUGUUUUCCUUUACUUUAUUUAAUUUUUAUUAUUUCUUUAAAACUGAUCUAAAUGCCAGUGAUCAGUAAUACUAAUUAUUGUCAUCUUGCCUAUCAUUUUCAGCAUCUUAAAACUAUAAUCAAAAUGAGACAUAAACGCAUUUGAAAUGGUAAACAGUCUUAUCAGCUGUAUUAUUUAUUUUUCAUGCUUCAAUUCGCGCACGACUGUUUUGUAGUGCAAAUGGAACCAAAAUGUGGAUAGUAUGUUACGAUCAAUUAGUAAACGAACGUCCAUCAACGUUCACGCAAACAGCCACAAAUUUACAAUUGCUCUAUCCCGCUUCCCCUUCCCAUCCCACCAAUCGAGACAUAACACACACACACCGGACCACCGACGGGCGACUAAUGAGCCCGUUGUUGCAUUUCGAUGGAAUGCAGUCCCCUGCAUCGUCAAACUGCACCGGACAGACGGUUGAGUGUAUUUUAAUUCAAUCACACUCCAUUUCCCGACUUCCUUCCGGGCGCGCGCAAACGGCGUGACCACGGCGGGGGAAUUGUCACGGGACAAACGCGCUACAAAUUCCAGCCAUCGCACUAGCACUUUUCACACACGACAUACAGCGCGCGUAAUGACAAAUGAUUCGCUUCAAGCCGAACCUGUAAUUGCAACCGCACACGCAACACAUGCAAUAAAUUUGUCCACUGUCCACGCUUACGGUGGGCUGCACGUUUUGAUGCAAGUAAGUGCGUAAUGUAAGUAGUUGUUCGUUCAUUAAUUAAAACACACUUUGGCCCGAAGGUGUCCAAACAGUGCUACUAACAUCUACACUGCUUCUACUCGAGUUGUUAGUCCUUUUUCCGACACAAUACUACGAGUCAGAUCUGGUUUAACUUCAAACAAAAACAAACCCCCCCGGUCCAUGCAUGUGAAACCCAAACCCAAAGGCAACGAAAUAAAAUGCAAUCAAGAUCUCUUUAAAACACUUCCAACACACAUCCUUAACGUUGUGUCACUGACAGAUGAUAAAUGUUGCUAUCACUCCCAUUAUCGCCUGACCGAUAAGAUUAACUUCCAUCGCAUCCGGUUCGACGGUGGGAAGUCACGAUGGGAAGUCUCGAUUGAUUGGCCGGUUUGAAGGAAGUCAAUUCACUUACCCGGUUCGGCACGAUCGUCCCUUGUUUCGUGCAAAUAUAUACGAAGUUCCACUAGAAAGAGUACAAAAAAACACCCCACCAAGAAGGACGCUUAGGGGCUGUACCGAAAUCAAUCUCAUCCUUCCUAACGCGAUGAUCACUUUACGACAAACCAACCAAAAAAAAAACAAGCAAAUCCAACUCAAAAUUAUACCCACUAAUGGGGAUGAAGACAAUGGAUGGGAUUU
This is a messenger RNA of Anopheles funestus (African malaria mosquito), 11504 nucleotides long. Its product is annotated as mucin-5AC-like. NCBI's taxonomy places the organism in Eukaryota, Metazoa, Arthropoda, Insecta, Diptera, Culicidae. Gene Ontology annotation, biological process: regulation of DNA-templated transcription. Bases 1460 to 4534 code for a protein of 1024 amino acids. Gene Ontology annotation, molecular function: DNA-binding transcription factor activity, RNA polymerase II-specific; RNA polymerase II cis-regulatory region sequence-specific DNA binding. The record is from RefSeq and is a predicted model, not a curated record. The transcript is spliced from 2 exons.